CCAACCAGGUCUCUACUACCCCUCACGCAUCUCCCUCGAUUAGGCUGUCCAGCACAACGUACCGGUCAUCCUGCGCCUCCUCUGUCUCCACGGGCUGGGCACCAACAGCGAUGUACGUAUAGCCCUUUCUUUGGACAACCACCGUGCCAAACGCCAGUUCUAACAAGACGAAACUCAACCGACAGAUCCUUCGAGCACAGACAGGUAUGAUCUCCGUGAAUCCUGCGAUCCAUCUAUCUUUCACCCGCCUAGGUGCGCUGCAUCAUGCUGAUCUAACGUGUUAAAUGUUCCUCCGGCACGUAGCCGCCCUGCGCUAAAACCUGAGCCAGGAUGAGAAUAACAGCACGAACCACAACAACCAACCUAUGCACGAAUUCGACUUUAUUGAUGGAGCAGUGCUCUGGCCCCCAGCACGGGGCAUCUCCGACGUCUUCAGAGAACAGGUGGACUGUUAUUCCUACUUCGACGUGUCAGCGGCGAGUAUUCUGCGCGCGGUGGAGGAUCUGGCAGUGUACGCACGGACCAACGGUCCGUUCGAUGGGGUGAUCGGCUUUUCUCAGGGGGCGGUCCUUGCGGCCACUCUUCUGAUAGCCCUAGCCAACGCCAACGACACCGCCCCCAACAACAGCAACAGCAACAGCGACCUCCCACUGGCUUUACGGCCCCUGCUCGCGGAGCCUCCAUUUCGAUUCGCCGUCUUCCUCUGCGGUAGGGACCCCUUUGACCUGGCUGCGCUGCAGGAAGGUGAGAUUCGCCUGCUCCGGGAGCUCCCUCCCGGUCACUCCGCCUGGAUCCGCAUACCCGUGGUCAAUUGUUGGGCGUCCAACGACGAGGACUAUCCCGGUAUGGGACCGUCAUUGUCGGCGCUGUGCGACAGCGGGGUGAAUGAGCAAGUGGUCCAUGCGGUUGGCCAUGGAGUACCCACCGAGGGCGAGGACCUUCAUCGAUUGGUGACUGCGGUCCGGGCCACGAUGGAGCGUGCACAGCACUGCGAACUGGCGCAGACUUAGCACAUUCUAUCUGUACAGACAGUACCUUGUACGGUACCUCACUUCUGUGACUCUUUCCUCCUUUUUUGGA
Aspergillus japonicus CBS 114.51 is the source of this 1080-nucleotide messenger RNA. RefSeq lists its product as uncharacterized. NCBI's taxonomy places the organism in Eukaryota, Fungi, Ascomycota, Eurotiomycetes, Eurotiales, Aspergillaceae. The transcript has a single exon. The record is from RefSeq and is a predicted model, not a curated record. Bases 366 to 1010 code for a protein of 214 amino acids. Gene Ontology annotation, cellular component: cytoplasm; nucleus.